Messenger RNA from Trichogramma pretiosum, 2162 nucleotides. Its product is annotated as protein PRRC1-like. Bases 615 to 1706 code for a protein of 363 amino acids. Gene Ontology annotation, cellular component: cytoplasm. NCBI's taxonomy places the organism in Eukaryota, Metazoa, Arthropoda, Insecta, Hymenoptera, Trichogrammatidae. Gene Ontology annotation, molecular function: protein kinase A regulatory subunit binding. The transcript is spliced from 6 exons. Gene Ontology annotation, biological process: activation of protein kinase A activity. The record is from RefSeq and is a predicted model, not a curated record.
AUUUUCAAUAGAAAUAAAAAUUAAUCGAUGAAACAUGCGUUUAUAUCCUUUAAAAAUAUUCAUUUAUAAAAAGUCAACCUCAAUAUAGUUUAAUAACCAUCUGUUGAUAAUUGUUUUAUUCGCACUGCUAUGAGAGUAUGACGCACAGCUAUUCUACAAUUCUGUUGAGUUUCGCACGAACCAAAACCUAAGCUCCUUGAAAAUAGGUAGUUUCAACUUAAUAAACAACCAGUUGUUAACUCCAUCACACUAUACACAUUACACACACGUAUGUUGAUCGCAGCCCUCGCAUGCGCAGACAAGUGUAUACAUUAUAGACUGUAGACUGCAUUCUGCAAUCAACACUUUGCAAUCAGAGAACUGCUUAUUGCUCCACGUAAAUGAACUGAUAAAAAUACUCGUACUGUAAAAAACAUUUCUUUUUUAUUAUAUUUACAUUCUCAACUUGUCUCGAAUUACUUGAUGUAAUUCGAUGUUCUAUUGAUUGUAACAGCUGUGUUUUCUUACCUCUUAUUGUUACAUUGAUCUAUCGUCAUUUUUAUAAAACAGUGAAAUAUUUAUAAGAACUUUUGUGAAAUUCCAACGCCUGAUUGAGCUUAAUAUUCUUUAACAACAUGACCGACGAGUUAAGCAGUGACUCAGGCUUUGAGUUCGUCGAGAAAAAAUCUGAGGAAUUUGAAAGUAAUCCGUCUUUUUCUACAGCUGCAUCAAGUAAUACAGAUGCUAUCUACAGCUCUACUGCCUCUAACACUAUGAUGACAUCUGUCACUUCACCCACGGCUGGUGGAAGUAUUUUAUCUAACAUAGCACCUCCAAGAGCUUUGCCUAGUUUCAUUUCUAAUUUAGUACCUGCAGAGGAUAAACAAGCAAAAGAAAUUGUACAAAAUGAUAAAUCUUUGCCUAAAAAUCAAAUUCCAGAAAAAAAUGUUCAAAAUCCACAAUCGGAUAAGGGACCGCAAAUAUUAAUAGCACCAGACAGUCCUAUCAGAGACAGUGUGGUUUCUGCUGGAAAUUUAUUCAAUUGGGUAAAAGAUACAGUAGCGAACAGUAAUGUGCUAAGCAAAGUAGCUGAAAAAGCCAAAAGUAGCGUGAAUUCAAUGAUAACAACACUGGAUCCUCAAAUGCGUGAAUUCAUUUAUUCUGGAGGUGAUAUCGAAAUAAUUGUUCUCUCUGAAAAAGAAGAUAAGGUAGCUCCAAUUCGAGAAGCUUUUCAGAAUAUUUUUGGCAAUGCUACAGUAACAGGAAUUAAUGUUGAGACAACAUUUGAAGCUGCUCAACCUGUAGGAUUUUCAUCAGGUGUCAAAGCUGCACAUGAAAGAAUAAUCUGUGCACGGAAAAAUUCAUUAGUAACAGCAGAUAUUCCAUUAAUUUCUAUUGAAAAUUUUUUGUUAGAGGUUGCACAAGAUAAAUGGUUUGAUUUAGGAGUAAUUCUUCUUGAUGAUCCAAAACAAAAUAUUAAUUUACAAAUAUUUACUCAAAUGACACCUGUGCCUAGUCAAAUCGUCGAAACAGCACAAGAAUCUACACCUGAAAAUUAUUCUAAAGAUGGAUUUUCUGUCACAGUUGGAAAUCUCAUGGGUGUUAAUUUGCAGGUUUCUCAUACUGAGUGGCAUCAUGCAUUAACUGGAGUUUCAAGAAAAGAGCUUAUAUUUUUGGCAGCUCAGUCUCUUGCAGGAAUUUACAAAAAUACAAUUAAUCCCAUUUAGUAAAUAAAUAUUAUUAAAGAUAUAUUUGUGUUAUACAAUUUUAUCUUAGACUGUAAUAGAGAAUGCUGAAGCUUGAAAACUAUUCAUGAAUUGGAACCUCGAAAUUUAACAUACCUAUUUUUCAACUGAAAACAAAAUUAUGAAAUAUUUUUUCAUAUUAAUAAUCAGCAGGACAAAUAAUGUACGAAAAAACUUGAUUUACUGUAAAUAAUCUAUGUAUUAGACGAUAAAUUGUAAAGUUUUACUCAAAUGUUAAGUAUUGAAAGUUUUAAAUUUCGAAAAAAAAGUUUAACAGUAUUUAUUAAUUUUUAAAAUCAGGCGAUGGAAAAGUAAAUUUAAUAAUUUAUUACUAUGCAUUAAAAAUGUUGUGGCAUUGAGAGUGAACAAUAUGAUUAAACACUCGAUUUUCUUUUAAAAUAUAUUUAAUUUAUCCAUUACUGUUAUGUAUGAAUUUUA